Molecule: messenger RNA, 384 nt
Organism: Emiliania huxleyi CCMP1516
Lineage: Eukaryota; Haptophyta; Isochrysidales; Noelaerhabdaceae
Exons: 2
Coding region: 1-384 (127 amino acids)
Source: RefSeq, a predicted model, not a curated record
AUGAUGGUGCGCGCCAACAUGAUGGGGCUGCCUGCCGACUACUGCAGUAGCGAUGCGGCCGCCGACAAGGAGGAGUGCUCGGCCUGCGCGACGGUCGAUCGCACGGAUCUGAGGCUGGCGCUGAGGUCCGUCUGGAGCCUCGGGACCCGAGGCGGCGUCGUCGUCUCCGCGAACGCUUCGACGGGACGCUUCGGCGUGCGCGCCCGCCAACUUGGAGCCAGCGGCCGAGGCGGUGGAAGCGCAGAGCCGAGCGCGCCGCCGCCAGAGCCGAGCGCGCCGCCGCCAGAGCCGAGCGCGCCGCCGCCAGAGCCGAGCGCGCCAGAGCCAGAGCCGAGCGAGGCGCCGCCAACCGGAGGCGCCGUCAAGACGCCGUUCACGCCGUAG